AGCGACGCGAGCUCGGCCAUGGCCCCGGGGGCGUCCAGGCUGCGCGGCGAGGCCCGGCUCGCGGCGCUCCCCGCUAGGGCGCUCGCCCAGUACCUGCGGCUCCUCCGGCUCUACCCGGUGCUCACCAAGGCGGCCACCAGUGGCAUUUUGUCAGCCCUUGGGAACUUCCUGGCCCAAAUAAUUAAGAGGAAACGAAAAAAAGAAAACUUCUCUCCAAAGCUGGAUAUCAGUGGGCCACUCAGAUAUGCCAUUUAUGGGUUCUUCUUCACAGGACCGCUGAGUCACUUCUUCUACCUCUUCAUGGAGCACUGGAUCCCUCCUGAGGUCCCUUUGGCAGGGGUCAAGAGGCUUCUCUUAGACCGCCUGGUCUUUGCUCCGGCCUUCCUGCUAGUGUUCUUCUUCGUCAUGAACUUCCUGGAGGGCAAAGAUGUGGCUGCUUUUGCUGCCCAGACAAGACGGGGAUUCUGGCCUGCACUGCAGAUGAACUGGCGCAUCUGGACCCCACUGCAGUUUAUCAACAUCAACUACGUGCCUUUACAGUUCCGGGUCCUGUUUGCAAACAUGGUGGCCCUGUUCUGGUAUGCCUACCUGGCCUCUCUGGGAAAGUGAAGGUGGUCUGAAGAGCUGCUCUACUGGUGUGGAGAAGGGUGGAAUGGCCCUGCCCAGAGAGCACUUUCUCAUCAUCAUCUGAUGGUGGAGAAGCAAACUGGAUAGUUGAUUCCUGUUUUUAAAAGGCAGUAGUUGACUUUAGGUAUGCUGCCCUAGAAAUUUAAGAGAUGAUUUUACUUGCCACAUAAAUUUUAGGAUUAGGUUAGGAUCACAAUAAACUCUGAUUUAGCCUUUGCACUAUAA
This is a messenger RNA of Suncus etruscus (white-toothed pygmy shrew), 852 nucleotides long. RefSeq names its product peroxisomal membrane protein 2 (gene PXMP2). The transcript is spliced from 5 exons. NCBI's taxonomy places the organism in Eukaryota, Metazoa, Chordata, Mammalia, Eulipotyphla, Soricidae. Gene Ontology annotation, cellular component: membrane; cytoplasm. Bases 19 to 609 code for a protein of 196 amino acids. The record is from RefSeq and is a predicted model, not a curated record.